Orbilia oligospora ATCC 24927 is the source of this 534-nucleotide messenger RNA. RefSeq lists its product as uncharacterized. NCBI's taxonomy places the organism in Eukaryota, Fungi, Ascomycota, Orbiliomycetes, Orbiliales, Orbiliaceae. The record is from RefSeq and is a predicted model, not a curated record. Bases 1 to 534 code for a protein of 177 amino acids. Gene Ontology annotation, cellular component: cytosol; nucleus. The transcript is spliced from 3 exons. Gene Ontology annotation, molecular function: peptidyl-prolyl cis-trans isomerase activity; protein binding.
AUGUCAGAAGCCGGCCUCCCCCCAAACUGGGAAAUCCGCGUCUCCAAAACUCGCGGAAUCCCUUACUACUUCCACCCUCAAACCCAAGAAUCGCGCUGGGAAUCCCCCCCGGGCACCGACUCCGAGAAGCUCAAAGCAUACAUCGCCGCAAAAUUCUCCUCUUCCGGAGCUAGCGACCAAAGCUCCAAACCUCAAGGGGAAAAAAUUAGAGCUGCACAUCUACUCGUCAAACACGAGGGAAGCAGAAGACCAUCUAGCUGGAAGGACGCGGAAAUUACGAGAACUAAAGAGGAGGCUAGAUCUAUUCUGCAAGGGUAUGAAGAGAGGAUCAGAGGAGGUAGUGUCACACUCGCUGAACUGGCAAAGACGGAAAGCGAUUGUUCCAGUGCUAGGAAGGGUGGCGAUUUGGGAUAUUUUGGAAGAGGUGAUAUGCAGAAGGAAUUUGAGGAUGCCUCCUUUGCACUUCUACCUGGCGAGAUGAGCGGUAUCGUUGAAACGGCUUCUGGAUUGCAUUUGAUUGAACGAAUUUCGUGA